UCCUGAACUCAAUUUCUGAGGUUAGAGCCCCGUCUACCAGACGUCUCUACGCCCUCAAGUGGUCGGUCUUCUCCGGCUGGUGUGCUACCACGGGAGAAGUCCCGAUUUCAUGUGACAUACCGCUGGUGCUGUCUUUUCUGUAGGAGCUGUUGGACGCGGUCCGCUCUUAGUCCACGCUCAAAGUCUAUGUGGCAGCCAUAGCAGUUUUUUACGCUCCUGUGGCUUCACAAUCUCUGGGCAGAAACACUUUUUGGUUGUUCACUUCCUAAGGGGGCCAGAAGGCUUAACCCGCUUUGCCCCCAUACCGUUCACACAUGGGACCUGUCUACAGUUCUUAGGGCCUUCAGGGGACCUCCCUUCGAACCUCUGCAGUCGGCCGGGCUGCACCCUCUCUUGCUUAAAACGGCCCUCCUGCUAGCCCUAGCAUCAGUCAAGCGAAUUGGCGACUUACAAGCACUUUCUGCAAGUGCAUCCUGCCUCGAGUUUGGGCCUAAUGACUGCAAGGUCAUCCUAAAGCCAAGGUUCGGCGCCUAAGGUGCUCUCCACUCCUUUCAGAGCACAGGUCAUAUCUCUCGGCUCUUCCCACUUUGGAAGAUGAGCAGGAUCUCCACUUACUCUGUGCUGUUAGGGCCUUAAGGGUAUAUGUUGAGUGCUCUGCCCAAUUCAGACAAUCAGAGCAGCUCUGCUUCGGCGGCCGCACCAAAGGGCUUCCGGUCACAAAGCAGAAAUUGUCCUGCUGGAUAGUAGAUGCUAUUGUUUAGUCGAUGGGGACGUAUGUUUGACUGUGUUUUGUGUAUGCAUGUCGACCCAGCAGAUCAAACCCUGAAUAGUUGACAUGCCACCUGGGAUGGUGUGUGUGUUGUCUUCUCUUUUCUCCAUACUAUGUAGCUUCAUGGUCACCCAGAGCUCUGCUUCUUCCAGCCAUCACCCCACUUUCUUGCGCAAUGACACCUACUUUGAGCACCUAGCUUUGCAUCCUGACCCUUCAUUGGGUCGGGUCUAUUUAGGUGCCCGUGAUCGGCUUUACCAGCUUUCUUCCGAACUUCAGCUUGAGGCAGAGGAAAAGACAGGCCCUGUGAUAGACAGCCGUGACUGCCUGCCACCAAUUAGUGAAGCAAACUGCCCACAGGCACAUUUGACCAAUAACCACAACAAGCUACUGCUUGUGGAUCCUUACAGUCAGGAGCUCAUCAGUUGUGGAAGUGUUUAUCAAGGAAUAUGUCAGAAACGAAGUUUAGAUGCAGUGGGGAAAGUGCUUUUCUCUGCAGAGAGGCCUGUGGAUACACAAUAUGUGGCGGCUAAUGACCCCAAUGUCUCUACAGUAGGACUUGUGGCGCUUACAAGAGGCCGUGGGAAACAACAGCCAGUGCUGUUUGUGGGACGUGGUUAUACCAACAGCCAACCUCCAAUAUCUACUCGAAACUUAGUUAUGGAGCCUGUUUUUUCAUAUGAGGAAACUUCAAAGUUAGCGGUGGCUGGGAGGCUUUCUGAGUAUGACCAUCAUUUUGUAACCUCAUUUACCCACCGCUCAUAUGUCUACUUCAUGUUCUAUCGGAGAGACUUAAAAUCGCAGUCGAGAGAAUAUCGCACAUAUGUUUCCCGUAUGUGUUUGGACGAUAUUGCGUACUAUUCAUACGUAGAAGUUCCGUUAAGUUGCCGUUCAGCUGGAGGAAAGAAUUAUAACCUCCUACAAGCUCUACAUGUAGGCCUGCCAAAGUUGGGAAAGACUAUGGGAAUAGAAAGUACAGCUGCUUCGGAACAAGAGGUACUGUUGGGGGUGUUUUCGAGCCAUUUUGCUUCCUCCAGUCGACCCAAUGAAGAGUCCGCAGUAUGUGUGUUUUCACUCGAGGAAGUGGAUAAACGUAUCAAUGCUACAAGAGAUCUGUGUUACACUGAAAUGGGCCGUGCAGAUGGACUUGAGGCUGCAUACAUUGAGUAUGAAGUCAAAUCAAACUGUGCCAAUCUUCCAGAGAACACUUUGGAUGCUUACCCAUGUGGCUCUGAUCACACCCCUAGUCCAAUGGCAAGCCGGGUGCUUGUGGAAGCUGAGCCAAUAUUUGACAGCCCAUCCGUCCGGCUCACUGCUGUGGCUGUGAGUGUAAAGGAGGAGCAUACUAUUGCCUUUCUAGGAGACUCCCAAGGAAACUUACACAAGGUGUUUCUCGGCCCAAACGGCGAGGUGGAAGAAUAUGCAGUAAUUUCCAUCCAGCCCAAUGCACCGAUAAGCAGAGAGCUCAGGCUUGACCAUCAAGAGAAACAUCUAUACAUCUUGACAAGUAACAUGCUCGAGAAGAGGCCUGUAGCAGAGUGUGAAAAGCAUUUGGAUUGUCAAUCCUGUCUGUUGGCUCAUGAUCCAUAUUGUGGCUGGUGUGUUCUUGAGGGGAAGUGUUGUCUGCGUAGCGAGUGUGUGCGUGGGGAUCAGAAAGAUCAGUGGCUUUGGAGCUUUGACAUGGAGCAACAAUGCCUGAGUGUCAAGUAUCUCAAUCCAUCCAACAUCAGCCGAGAAGAGAGGAGAGAUAUCACUUUAUCCAUCCCUGGUCUUCCCAGUCUGGAGCGAGGAGAGUUUUACUCUUGUGUCUUCAAUGACAGGGCAAGUUUGGCUGUUGUAACAGAGACUGGUAUCACCUGCUCUUCUCCACACAUAUAUACAUUGCCAUCUGUGCCACCGGGUCAAGAUUUUUUUACAGUCACGCUGUCUCUACGGUUCCAUGAUGUUGUUGUGACUUCUCGGGAAUUCACCUUUUAUGAUUGUACAGCAGUCAAACAUCUUGCGGGAAGCAUGCCGUGCCAUGGUUGUGUGAAAAGUCACUGGGGAUGCAAUUGGUGCGUGAAGCAACACAUGUGUACCUACAAAGCUGUGUGCGAUGAGGGAGUGAUAAUCUAUAAUGAACAUUGGAAAUCUCUCCCCACCCUACCUCCUGCAACCAAAGCCUCUAGAGCUGCAUUCAUGACCUCACCAGUCACAACACACAAAGUCCCUGAAACCAUGGCUCAUACUAAAACUCAGACUACUGCCAGCUCAGUAACUGAAACUAUAACUUCUACACUGGAAUCACUAACCUCUCCUGCACUUGUGAAACCAAAACCAUCAACUCAGCUUUCUUCCACUUUCAAGCCGUCUGCUGCGCCCACAAGUGCCUUUCUCCCCUCUUCCACAGCUGAGACCUUGGCUACCACAGAACAGCCAGCUUCCACACUAUCUCUGCUAGAGGAGAUUCUCUCAGAAAAAGAGCUUCUUGUUACAGAUAUUGAAUCAGUGGCUCUGAGGGAGACAGACACUGAUGUGGUUACUCUUUCCAGUUUGGAAGCAGCUGUAAAAACUGAGUUACCAUCAGUCUUUGAAGCUGCUGAGGAGCAAAGAAUAUCAUCGUCAUCAGCUGAAACCGAGAUAAUCACUCUCACAGAAUUGCCACCAAUAAUGGAGCCAAUCACACAUGAUACUUCGCUCACCAGCACCCCUCACAUUUUGGCAGAAACAUUGAAUUUGACAAAUGAAACCCAAACUACAGUUUUACCUUCAAAUCCAGAACCAGACGUGUCUGAUUCAGAAUCCAAUGACUUUUUGCCUAUAUCUGAGAGGGUGUCACCUGCCAUGCCUUCAGAGAAUAGGAUUAUCAUCACUGACCGUGAAGAGGCUCGUUUGGUGCCAGAGGAAACUGAGGAGGUGGAACUGGUAGAAAACGACAACGCAACAUUUUCUGCAGCUACAAUCUUAUCAGGGGAUGGAGAAUCAGACAGGGAUCCCCCUGUAUACCUCCAUCUUCAGAGUACAGGCAUGGAUGUUGAUUACCAGUAUGACUCAGCAGAUUUACCGGCUGAUGAAGGCACAUUUUUCAAUUUGGGGGCAUCAGCCUGCCCGUGUGUGGAGAAGAUUCAAGGAUCCUCUCUGCUUCCUGUCCUAACUCAGAGAAAAAUCUCUCUGCUGGCCCGAAACUUGCAUCUCUAUCAGGACCAAGAACUGGCGUAUGAGUGUGUAUUGGUGAUCGAGGGGCAAACUGUGGUGGUUGAUGCAGAUGUGACGCUGAACGAGGCAAACCCUUUGCUGUUUGACAUCACUUGUCAUGCUCACCAGUAUUCCUAUGCAGACCCAGUUAGAGAGUAUAAUGCCAUGGUGUAUGUAAAGAGAAAAGACACUUUUCAUAUUGACAGCACUGAUCUUUAUGUGACAUUAUAUAACUGUUCAGUUGGACACUCGGACUGUAGCCGUUGUCACACUGCAGAUCAGAGGUACAGCUGUGUGUGGUGUGGGACCAGUUGCGUUUACAGAGGUUCCUGUUCCCAACACAUCCAAAUGACCUGUCCCGCUCCUCUCAUUCAUUUGGUGGAGCCUUUGUCAGGGUUGGUGGAAGGAGGCAUUACUUUAACUGUUUCUGGUUCUAACUUGGGACAGAAAGCUCAGGAUAUCCUUCAGUCUGUGACUGUUGCGAGUGUUCCCUGCACUGUUAUACCACAUCUAUAUGAAAUAUCCACCAGAAUUAUAUGUACAACUACAGCCAGUAGAGAGGAGAAGUCUGGUCACAUCUCAGUGAAAGUCUCCAGUGGAGGCUUUGGCCUGUCAAGUCAAAGAUUCAGCUACCAGGACCCUAAGCUGAUAGAAAUUUCUCCUCAGAAAGGGCCACAGGCAGGAGGAACAACUCUGACAAUCACAGGCAGACAUCUUUUGACUGGUCGUGUUACUGAUAUCAGUGUCUUACUAGGAAAUGUGCCUUGUUCAUUAAUAUCAGGUGUUCAGGAGGACACUAUCAAAUGUCUGACUGGUGCUAGUAACAGGACAGGAGAGCACAGGGUGACUGUGCGGUAUGGAAACAAUGAGCGACAUCUCCAUGACAAUGGCUACUACUAUACCCCUGACCCCAACAUCACACAAGCCAUGCCAUCUAAGAGCUUUAUCAGCGGAGGGCGUGUAAUUAAAGUUUCGGGCCAUAACUUGGAUGUGGUACAGAAGCCUCUGAUGCGAGUAACGGUGGUCCCCCCAGACUCCAUUUCCUCCUGGAGGAGACUGAGGCGAAGGAGAAAAACUAGGAAUGUAACAGAUGUGGAAGUGCAGGAAACAGACUGUACAGAAAACACACACUGUUCUAUCAAACGGUUUGAGGAGCAUUGUGAGGUGAAAACCUCCUCUUUGUUGUUGUGUCGGACCCCUGGUGUAGACCCUCAACUAGUUGGUGGUCAUAUGCAGGUUGAGUUUUUGUUGGAUAACUUGCGCUUUGACUUCAACUCUGUCAGCCAAUCACCUUUCACCUAUGAGCCAAACCCAACCCUGCACCCGCUGAACCAUCGUGAUCCCACAAAACCAUAUCGAUACAAACCUGGAUCAGUCAUAUCUGUGGAGGGUGAGAAUUUAGACUUGGCCAUCUUUAAAGAGGAAGUAGUAGCGCUGAUUGGUGAGGGGGUUUGUACUGUUAAAACUUUGACACAUAAUCACCUUUAUUGUGAGCCACCACCCCAGCAGCCCCCGCUCUCCCUCAGGCAUGGACGCAAGCGAGAGGGAGCUGAGGCCUUUCCAGAAUUUAUAGUGCAUAUGGGAAACUUGAACUUUUCACUGGGACAAGUGCAGUAUGAUUCUCUUAGUCACUCCAUAUUUCCACUGGUGGCACAGAUUGGGGUUGGAGCAGUUGCUUCUCUUGUUGCUCUUAUUGUACUUAUCAUCGUGUUUAUAUACAGGAGAAAGAGUAAACAGGCUCUGAGAGAUUAUAAAAAAGUUCAGAUCCAGCUGGAGAAUCUAGAGACGAGUGUGAGAGACCGCUGCAAAAAAGAGUUUACAGACCUGAUGACUGAAAUGAUGGAUAUGUCGAGUGAUCUGGUGGGAUCAGGAAUUCCUUUCUUGGAGUACCGUAUGUAUGCUGAACGCAUCUUCUUUCCUGGACAUCGUGAGUCCCCGCUUCACAGAGACCUGGACGUGCAGGAGUGUCGGCGGGCCACGGUGGAGCAGGGACUCAUUCAGUUAUCUAAUCUCCUCAACAGCAAACUGUUCCUCACAAAGUUUAUCCACACUCUUGAAAGCCAGAGGACAUUUUCACCCAGAGACAGAGGAUAUGUGGCAUCUUUGCUCACUGUUGCUCUUCACAGCAAACUAGAGUACUUCACUGACAUACUCAAAACCCUGUUGAACGAUCUGGUGGAACAGUAUAUUGCCAAGAACCCUAAACUCAUGCUCCGGAGAACUGAGACAGUAGUUGAAAAGCUCCUGACAAACUGGAUAUCCAUCUGCCUCUAUGCUUUCUUAAGGUAUUCUGCUGGUGAGUCUCUGUACAUGCUCUUCAGAGCGAUUAAACACCAAGUGGAUAAGGGACCUGUGGAUGCAGUGACAGGCAAAGCCAAAUACACCUUGAAUGAUAACCGCUUGCUGAGAGAGGAUCUGGAAUACCACACUCUGACUGUGAAUGUCUUGAUGCAGGGAAUAGGUGUGAAUGAAGCUCAGCCAGUUGCAGCUAAAGUUUUAGAUUGUGACACUAUAACCCAGGUGAAAGAGAAGAUACUAGACCAGGUGUACAAGGGCACCUCAUACUCUCAUAGACCACAUACUGACUCCGUGGACUUGGAAUGGCGCUCUGGUGUAGCAGGUCACCUGAUCCUCUCAGAUGAAGACCUAACAUCUGUGGUUCAGGGCAACUGGAAACGCCUCAACACGCUCCAGCAUUAUAAGGUUCCAGAUGGAGCAACCGUUGCUUUGGUGCCACGCCAUAGCAAACAUAUUCACCAUGAUACCCAUGAUUACAUUGCAGGGGAGAAGACGCCCAUGCUAGAGGAUGCAGAUGAGGGAGGAGUGAGGCUGUGGCAUCUAGUGAAGGCCAGUGAGGAGCCAGAGUUACCCAAACACAGACGAGGCAGUUUAAAAGAACGAGAGAGAGCCAAAACCAUACCAGAAAUCUAUCUCACACGGCUACUGUCAAUGAAGGGUACACUGCAGAAGUUUGUGGAUGAUCUGUUCACAGUUAUUCUCAGCACUAGUCAGCCAGUUCCUCUGGCAAUCAAAUAUUUCUUUGACUUGCUUGAUGAUCAGGCAUUGCGCCAUGGCAUUUCAGACUCUGAAACUAUUCACAUCUGGAAAACUAACAGUUUGCCUCUGCGGUUCUGGAUCAACAUCGUUAAGAACCCUCAGUUCAUCUUCGAUGUGCAGGUGUCGGAUAAUGUGGAUGCGGUUCUGUCAGUAAUUGCUCAAACAUUUAUGGACUCCUGCACUACCACAGAGCAUAAACUCGGCAGGGAUUCACCUAUUAAUAAAUUGCUGUAUGCCAGAGAUAUCCCUCGCUAUAAACAGAUGGUUGAACGUUAUUAUGCAGACAUCAAGCAGACCAUCUCUGCCAGUGAUCAGGAGAUGAACUCCGCUUUGGCUGAGCUCUCCAGGAAUUAUUCUGGAGAAUUAAAUUAUCUGGUGGCCCUGCAUGAGCUCUAUAAGUACAUCAACAAAUACUACGACCAGAUUAUCACUGCCUUAGAGGAAGAUUCCACCGCUCAGAAGAUGCAGCUCGGCUACCGGCUUCAACAGAUCGCUGCAGCCGUAGAAAAUAAAGUGACAGACUUGUAAUCAUGGACAAAGUAAAGUGAAAGUAAUGAGUGUAAAGACACUGAUGGGUGGCUGUAUGAACACAUGGUACAGGAACUUUAGGUAUAGUAUCAGUUGAAAAGCUACUAUGUGUAGCAGGUGAAGAUAAAUUAAGAGAUGUGGUCUUAAAUUUGAAUAUGGGUAUGGGAUGAUUUAUUUUAAAACUUUAUGGUAUAUGGUAUUCCCAUUUCAGUCCCUUUGCAUUUUUAUAAGCCUGGAUUACUUGUUGAAUUCAUAAAUACAUUAUAUACAAAGUGUAGAUAUUUUUUUCUGCGGGAUUAUCAUGAAAAACACUUACAUGCACAAGCGUUUGCUUGGUCAUGGCCUUACCACAGAAUACGUUAGAUGUUCUGUACUUUGUCUACCUCCGCUUUCUGUAUCUACCAGUGUGUAUGUGUUUAUGUAAAAGAUCUUGUUCCACUCACAUUCUUAUCCUCCUCAGUGGGGCUGUAGUAAUUUUGCUCUUGUUCACUGGUAGUAAAAUUUGAAUGUGAUUCAGCAUUUGCAAAGUUGCUAAAACUGUCGAAGCAAAAACAUCUCACAACUGACACACUGUAGUAAAAUGUUUUAGAACAUUUUUAGCUUAUGAAAUUGUAAAUUGUAAUUGACAUUGUUUAGUAUGUGUCACUGGAAAAAUACAGUAUGAAAAAGUCUUUUUGUUAACUUUUUAAAUGUGUAAGUCUUGACAAGUAACACCAAGUCUAGCUGACACUGUUCUCUGUUACAUAUAAUGUCACUGUUUCAACCUGUCAGGUCAAAUCAUGUUUCGUAUGUGUAUUCUUUUUGUUUUGUUGUUUAUUAAUGUUGAUCUGUUGGUAUCUUUUUUUUUUUUUUUUUUUUUAUUUUUUAUUAUUAUUAUUAUUAUUAUUUGAGGUGCCAACAUAGGAUUGAAUGAAUUACUCAUCUUUUACCACAUCCUCUAACAUUUCAUCAAUAAGGAAUUUUAAAGACUGAUCAUUUUAUGUAGGUACAUUUAAAAGAUUGUAUUGUGAAAUUUUAGCCUUCAUGGGAGAAAAUAUGAUCUGUAUGUAAACAUUGUGUUCAAAUAUAUUAGUGCUGGUCCACUGCAUAGGUAAAUAGGUCACUCAGUUGCACUUCACUUCUUUUGAUCAAAGACUUCUCAAACACUGAACAAUGAAAAUAUGUCAGAGAAAAAGAUGCGACUGUGUCAUAUUUACUAAUUUUUUUUAGUGUAGUAUAAUAUUGUAAAUAAUGAAUUAUGUAGCUUCUUGGCAAGUUCAGAAAGAGUAAAUUAUUAUAAAACGUUUAAACAGUUCUUUAAAAGAAAGGUUUAACGAUAAGCUUGCAAUUUUAGUGUUAAGCUGUUCUAUAGGUUUUUUGUUUCUGAAUGUAUGCUUUUUGUGGGAAUACAAUUUAAGAUCAGUUGAUCCGGUGUUUUUUCCGUAAUAUCACAUGAAGACUAAAAUAAUGUACAUUGUUUCGGGCAUUCAAGGUGAACAUGAUGGCAUCCGUUUAAUAAUUAGGAUAAAUAAAGUUUACAUUUGGAAAGUC
Molecule: messenger RNA, 9058 nt
Organism: Ctenopharyngodon idella (grass carp)
Lineage: Eukaryota; Metazoa; Chordata; Actinopteri; Cypriniformes; Xenocyprididae
Gene: plxnb1b
Product: plexin b1b
Exons: 38
Coding region: 836-7528 (2230 amino acids)
Biological process (GO): positive regulation of axonogenesis; regulation of cell shape; regulation of cell migration
Cellular component (GO): semaphorin receptor complex
Molecular function (GO): protein binding; semaphorin receptor activity
Source: RefSeq, a predicted model, not a curated record